This is a messenger RNA of Zymoseptoria tritici IPO323, 1691 nucleotides long. RefSeq lists its product as uncharacterized. Gene Ontology annotation, molecular function: asparagine synthase (glutamine-hydrolyzing) activity. The transcript has 3 exons. The coding region runs from base 39 to 1691 and encodes 550 amino acids. The record is from RefSeq and is a predicted model, not a curated record. Lineage: Eukaryota; Fungi; Ascomycota; Dothideomycetes; Mycosphaerellales; Mycosphaerellaceae.
CAUCACAAUACGCCCUGAGACAACGCAACGCACCACUCAUGUGCGGCAUCUUCUGCUCGAUCAGCAGACAUGCUCACAUCGAGCCAGCCGAUGGCGUGAAAUGCCUGCUAAACGCGCGUGGACCAGACGCCGCGAGCGCCGUGUGCAUUCGUGAUAGAGGAUCGCAGGCCUUCAUCACUUGUCAUUCAACAGUACUGUCCUUGCGAGGGUCGAGGACAACGAAUCAGCCUUUCCGGAAAGCUGAUUCAGAAUCCACUUUAUGCUGGAACGGCGAGGCCUGGAAAAUCCGUGGAGAACGACCAGAUGGGAACGACACGACUCGCAUAUUUGAUGUGCUGCAAGAAGCUGCUCUCAACGCACAAGGCGACGACCUGACAGAAGCCACCACCGCUGUUGCGAAGGCAUCGGCCGAAGUCGCUGGACCUUAUGCUUUCGUCUUCUUUGAUGAUGAGCACUCCAGAAUCUUCUUUGGUCGCGAUCUCCUCGGACGCCGCUCUUUGUUGCGCAGCAUCGACGCAGAAGGCAACAUCCUCUUGUGUAGUGUCACGGAUGGCUUGGAAUCAACGGCAUGGAGUGAAGUCGAGGCUGAUGGUAUCUACUGCAUCGAUCUUACCAGCGAGCCUAGUACUGACCCGGGCGAGGUCAUUCCCGAACUCUCCUUGAACAGAGACCUGUCAUCAGUCAGCCUCUUCAUCGACGAAAACUCACAAUCGGUGGGACAUCUGGAGUCGCUUCUCAGAGAGUCGGUGUCGCUCAGAGUGUUGGAAAUACCUGAGCCGCCGCGACGAGGUACUGACAAAGGCGAUCGAAAGCGAGCAAAACUAGCUAUACUGUUCUCUGGAGGCCUGGACUGUACGACGAUUGCGCGACUAUGCCACGAUUUUCUUCCUCACACCGAGCCGAUCGACCUCCUCAACGUGGCCUUUGAAAAUCCUCGAGUUCACAAGACCGCCGGAGCCGGAGCCUUCGAGCUCUGUCCGGAUCGCAUCACCGGACGAGCGUCCCGCACAGAGCUCUGCAACGUGUGUCCAGAGCGCGAGUGGCGCUUCGUUGCCGUGGACGUACCCUAUGCCGAGACACAAGAACAUCGUGACAAGGUCUUGCGUCUUAUGCAUCCUCACAACACAGAAAUGGAUCUAAGCAUCUCAUUCGCCCUGUACUUCGCCGCUCGUGGGACCGGGCAAGUCGCUCAGGAAGCCGAUGGACAAGUCAUCGACUAUGUCAGCUCAGCGCGUGUGCUUCUCUCAGGACUUGGUGCAGAUGAGCUCUUCGCUGGCUAUACCCGCCAUGCUACAGCCUUUCGACGCAACGGCUUCCCAGGACUACUGGACGAGCUAGAUAUCGACAUUGGACGACUUGGCAAGCGGAACCUCGGUCGAGAUGAUCGUGUGAUCAGCAACUGGGGCAAGGAGGCACGGUUCCCGUUUCUUGAUGAGAAGCUGGUGCAAUGGGCUCUAGCAGCUCCGGUGGCUGACAAAUGCGGGUUCGGGGAGUCUCAGCCCGAGAACGCAGACUCUUCAGAGAAACGUGGCUGCGCAGCGAUUGAGCCUGGUAAGAAGGUACUCAGAUGUCUAGCCUGGAAGCUGGGCAUGAAGGAGGUCGCCAUAGAGAAGAAGCGAGCGAUCCAAUUUGGCGCCCGAACAGCAAAGAUGGAGACCGGAAAGUCCAAAGGCACACACGUGCUGACAUGA